Molecule: messenger RNA, 1183 nt
Organism: Nematostella vectensis (starlet sea anemone)
Lineage: Eukaryota; Metazoa; Cnidaria; Anthozoa; Actiniaria; Edwardsiidae
Product: soma ferritin
Exons: 8
Coding region: 97-888 (263 amino acids)
Biological process (GO): intracellular iron ion homeostasis; iron ion transport
Cellular component (GO): cytoplasm
Molecular function (GO): ferrous iron binding; ferric iron binding
Source: RefSeq, a predicted model, not a curated record
UCUGCUUCAACAGUGUUUGAACCGAAACAGGACUCACACACGAAUUUCCAAAAAUUUUCAGUUUUAUUUUUAUCCUUGCCAUAAAACUCGUUCAAGAUGUCGUUCUCAGUUUGCCGUCAGAACUAUCACGAGGAGUCCGAGGCGGGCGUCAACAAGCAGAUCAACCUCGAGUUGUACGCCAGCUACGUCUACAUGUCGAUGGCCUUUCAUUUCGACCGUGAUGAUGUAGCUUUGCCUGGAUUCCACAAGUACUUCAUGGAGGCCUCGCAUGAAGAGCGCGAGCAUGCCGAGAAGCUUGCCAAGUUCCAGCUGCAACGUGGAGGCCGCAUUGUGCUUCAAGACAUCAAGCGCCCUGAGCGCGACGACUGGGGUUGUGGACAGGAUGUCAUUCAGGCAGCUCUUGACCUGGAAAAACAUGUCAACCAGGCCUUACAUGAUCUGCACAAGGUCGCCGAGAAGCACGGUGACUCCCAGGCCUACCAUUUCGACCGUGAUGAUGUAGCUUUGCCUGGAUUCCACAAGUACUUUAUGAAGGCCUCGCAUGAAGAGCGCGAGCAUGCCGAGAAGCUUGCCAAGUUCCAGCUGCAACGUGGAGGCCGCAUUGUGCUUCAAGACAUCAAGCGCCCUGAGCGCGACGACUGGGGUUGUGGACAGGAUGCCAUUCAGGCAGCUCUUGACCUGGAAAAACAUGUCAACCAGGCCUUACUUGAUCUGCACAAGGUCGCCGAGAAGCACGGUGACUCUCAGAUGCAAGACUGGCUCGAGUCGCAUUACCUGACUGAGCAAGUGGAGGCCAUCAAGGAGCUUGCUGGUCACUUGACCAACCUGAAGCGUGUUGGCCCUGGCUUGGGAGAAUUCCAGUUCGACAAGCUCACCCUCGACGACUAGAGGGGUGCAGGCUGGACUGAGUCUUGAAACCAUGGAUUGACCUUUAAACCGAAGUAGAUCUUAUCAACCCUGAUGUGACACACAGCGCCGCCCUUGUUCACAUAAAUCGGAAUUCAUGGCAAGCCUUUGGAUAAUUCUAUCUUUCCACUCCGAGGCACACUUUGCCGUGCCCUGGUCCCUAUUUCAUCUAAUGGUAAAGGGAUCAGUGGAGCCGUUUUUUGUUAACAAGGGCAUCUUUUUUUCUUUUGUUAGACUUGUUUUCUGUAGUGACUAAAUAAAAGCAUUAUAAAAUCAA